UCUGGUAGCUGGAAAGCAUGACCAGGGCCACAGCCCCAAGACGGGACUCGGAGUCAUGUCUCGUGCUGGGUCAUGCACAUCCACUGGUAUCAGUACCACUGCCGUACCAGUGGUUCAACAGCUCAUCCACAGCACCUUGCGAGUGAGACCAAGAACAAGUGCCAAAUUUGUCAUGCUUCCCACAAGCCCAGGCCAGUCUGAUCCACAUUCUCUGAUAAAUUCAGGAGGCAGGAGAUGCCAUUGCCAUUCGAGGUUGGAAAGCGUCACCAGCAUGACACUCUCCUCGUGCCUUGUCGCCGGAUCCCUCCUGAUCGUAGCAGUAGUAGCUCCGGUUUAUUCGAGCGCCGAGCAGAGGAGCAACGGGCGCGGGCAGUUUUUGGUUGCCAAUGCGAGCUCCGCUCGUGAUCAGAGGCAGGCUCCGUCUUGCCACACAUCACCUGCGCCUCCGCCGCCACUUCCACCAUGUUCUGGCCACCAUGAUCAUCGUCAAGAAGCUCCGGUUCCACCGUUGAGACUUCUUGGUUCGCGGAGGCCUGUUGCAGGCCCGCCCCCGCCGCAGCACGGACCUCCACGGGGUCGUCGUACGAGGUAUCCGCCGCCGCCCCCACCGCCGCCAUGCUUGUAGCUGUAGCUGUUGCAGAUGGCUGUCUUGCUGGCGUCCCGUUCCCUGUAUUACUUUAGUAAUAAUAUUUCCUCGACAUU
This is a messenger RNA of Phragmites australis (common reed), 702 nucleotides long. RefSeq names its product formin-like protein 18. Bases 56 to 625 code for a protein of 189 amino acids. Lineage: Eukaryota; Viridiplantae; Streptophyta; Magnoliopsida; Poales; Poaceae. The transcript has a single exon. The record is from RefSeq and is a predicted model, not a curated record.